Molecule: messenger RNA, 1394 nt
Organism: Haliotis rufescens (red abalone)
Lineage: Eukaryota; Metazoa; Mollusca; Gastropoda; Lepetellida; Haliotidae
Product: proteasome subunit alpha type-1-like
Exons: 11
Coding region: 127-963 (278 amino acids)
Biological process (GO): ubiquitin-dependent protein catabolic process
Cellular component (GO): proteasome core complex; nucleus; proteasome core complex, alpha-subunit complex
Source: RefSeq, a predicted model, not a curated record
CGCAUCCAAGGGACGUAAUCAUUGUUGGAACUCUUCUAUUUGUUAGGGUGAGAAAGUGUCUUUCGUAAAUAUAUUCGCGUAGUCACGCUUUGAGAUUGAUCAUUUUGGAACCACAGUUCAAGAAACAUGUUUCGAAACCAAUAUGAUAAUGAUGUCACAGUUUGGAGUCCACAGGGUCGUAUUCACCAGAUUGAGUAUGCCAUGGAAGCGGUGAAGCAGGGGUCAGCCACAGUGGGUCUCAAGUCCCGGACACAUGCUGUUCUUGUUGCCCUCAAGCGAGCCCCUUCUGAGUUGUCAGCUCACCAGAAGAAAAUAAUUCCCGUUGAUGACCAUGUUGGUGUGUCUAUAGCAGGUCUUACAGCUGAUGCUCGACUCUUAUGCAACUUCAUGCGAUCUGAGUGUUUGAAUUCCCGGUAUGCCUAUGAAACUCCUCUACCGGUGUCCCGACUCGUCAGCAUGAUCGGAGAUAAAUCACAGGUACCAACUCAGCGUUACGGGAGGCGACCUUUUGGAGUUGGCCUCUUAGUGGCAGGAUAUGAUGCACAAGGUCCACACAUCUACCAGACCUGUCCAUCGGCCAACUACUUCGACUGCAAGGCCAUGGCCAUCGGAGCCAGGUCCCAGUCCGCCAGAACAUACCUGGAGAGAAAGCUUGACACCUUCCUUGACUGUACUCUUGAGGAGCUGAUCCUGCACGGGAUGAGAUCUCUGAGGGACACCCUGCCCCAGGACUUGGAGCUCACAACCAAGAACUGCUCCAUUGGGAUUGUCGGCAGAGAACAGGACUUUACAAUCUACGAUGAUGACGAUGUUACUCCAUAUCUGACAAAGAUUGAAGGCGAGGAGAGAAGUGCACCGCCACCAGCUGAGGAAGGGGAGGCUGCUAUGGAGGCCCAGGAUGAUGCCGCAGCACCUUCAGAACCCAGCGUAGCUGCCCCAGAGACUGAGGGUAUGGACCACUAGACAGGCAGUCAUCAUCAUCGCCCAGUUGACACGAUGCUCUCAUUGCCAAUACAAGUCAUCUAUCAUCAACACAAACAAAUACUGGUGUUCAGACAUCAGUCUGAGGAGUAAUACUGUUAGGUGUCUAUCAUGACUCGUUCUGAGUAUAAAACCUUGCUUUUGAGAAUGUCAUCAGUUGUUGAUGUUACUGACAAAUUGUUAUGUAUUUUCAAAAGAUGCUUAAAUACUGAUGUAUGAAGAGAGGUCAAGUUGAUUUUCUGGGGUUAGAUUUCAAAUGUUCAUGGACAUUUUGAAUCCUAAACCUGUUUAUGAACUAUAGUGCUGGUGGCUUAAAGAGCAUUGAACAUUGAAACAUAUUUAUGUCAUCCACUGUACAUUUCCUUUCUGUUGCUGAACAUGUGUAUUACAAUAAAUACAAAUUUGAAAUGGUA